This is a messenger RNA of Pyricularia oryzae 70-15, 750 nucleotides long. RefSeq lists its product as uncharacterized. Bases 1 to 750 code for a protein of 249 amino acids. The record is from RefSeq and is a predicted model, not a curated record. The transcript has 3 exons. Lineage: Eukaryota; Fungi; Ascomycota; Sordariomycetes; Magnaporthales; Pyriculariaceae.
AUGGGGAGCAAGAACGUCCGUUUCUGGGCGCUUUGGACCCCAUAUCCAGCGAUUUUUCUCCAGUACCAAGUUAGUGAGGGCCGAACUAGUACUCAGGGGUCGGAUUCAGCUAUGGAUGGCAGCAGGGGUUACGACCGCCACAGCGAGGGCGACAGAUACCGCUGGGUGGCCAUCCCGGGUCCGUAUCUGUCCCAGCGCAGGCGAAAUCUGUACAGUGCCCUCCAGGCCAAUCGGAAAUCCCAGUUCGUCGCCCUGGGCCUCGUGCCGGACACCCUUGCCGUGCCACGCGGGUUCGUCCGGUUCGACAAAACCCGCGACUUUGACGCGGACCGGGUGGCGCGCUUCCACGAGCGGUGUGCGCACUUUAUCGUGGCCGGCUUCUCCGACAAGGUCCACCACCUCGCCGUCAAGGGCGUCGCCAUCGGCCGCGAGGGCAGGGUGUUCAGCCUCGACGAUGAGCUGAGGGACUCGUGGAUCUGGACGCUGGUCGCUACGUUUCGGAACAUCAAGAUGCUGUACGAGCUCAAGGAGCACUACCUCCACGACGCAGAGGACAAGACCUGGUGCGUCGCGGCCGGCAAGGUUCGUUCGGACGAGGCAGUGGAGGAGCUGUCGGUGGAGAUAUAUCGGCGCCCGUUGAGGAACAGGACCAUCUGGCCGGACCUGGUGAGCCACUACGAGUGGGCAAAGAGUCGCGUCUACCCACCACCUCGGGAUCUGGGGCGAACGGAUCCGGGCUUUGUGUGUUGA